Molecule: messenger RNA, 1848 nt
Organism: Amoebophrya sp. A25
Lineage: Eukaryota; Dinophyceae; Syndiniales; Amoebophryaceae
Source: the annotation of a GenBank genome assembly
CAAAGAGACAGGCGCCCAUAAGGGGAAGAUUCUUUUAAGGUUGAAUCCUCUUCACGUUGGUAGAUUAUUGUAUUGUUAGUAUUUGUAAUUAUUAUAAGGAAGGUGUGGGGCUCGUUGUGAAGGAUCCAUAACCUAACCUAACCUUCCAUGACGCAGAUCAAGAUCUUUCAAAGGACCAGCUUUAUAUUUUCCGUUUAUUCAUUCAAAUUGAUCGUCAUUGGUAGCAGGAAGUGUUGAUCAAAACCCUAAAUCCCAAGGAGAACGAAGAACACAGAAGAGAUUCUUUCAGGGAAGUCGUAGGUCCAGUCCGAAUCGCCUAACACGUACAUCAUUAUCCCAGCAACUACAGUCCCUAUAAUAAUCUGUUGGGAAGAAGUCGACUAACAUCAUUAUCCCAACUAGUUCCUAUAAUCUCUAGUUGGGAUAAUGAACUUCUCUAGAAGAACUUCUCUAGAAGAACUUCUCUAACAGAUACAGGCAAGGAAGACACUACGCCUCUGCCGCAAUUGGAUCCACAGAGUAGUAGUAUUGCUGCGUUGUUACAAGGAGACCUGGUGACUUCGCAGGUGGAGGACAGAAACGUGGUUCCCCUCACGUGUCCAGCAACGGGACAGUUGCCGUGUCUGUGGGUUUAUGCAUUUCGACAUUUUUGCAUUUCUACAGCUAAUGCUAUAAUGCUAUAAUGCUUGCGACAUUGCACAGCUAAUGCUAUAAUGCCAUAAUUCUGUUAAUGUUAAUGCUUCUUGUUUCUAAAAUGCUAUAAUGCUUGCUUCAUCUUGUUUCUAGUACUGAGUACUACUACUUACUCCUAUCAACAUCGAUGGACUCCGAGCCUCCCAUCGUUUUCCAGAAGGAAAAGGGUCAAGGAUGUCCUGAAGAACGUAAUUCCGUAACCUCUAAUGGGUGCAAACUCACGGCUUGCGAGUAAGACCACCAUUGGAGAGAGCGGAGAAGGCGAAGUUUUACCCUUUCGAAUGGGCCUAUCUGAAGGAUGAAGGUGGAGGUUAAGAAGACGUGAUGGUAGAGGAUGUUAGAUUUUUGGGGUCAUGUCUAGUAGUUUCUGACUUGACAAGUAUAUUAGGAACGAGUCAUGCCCAAAGAACGAGUCAUGUCCAAAGAACGAGUCAUGUUCAUUCAUAGUCGAACAAGGACAAGUGAAUGAAUUUUUGUAACGCGGCUAGGAGUCAUGUUCAUUCAUAGUCGAACAAGGACAAGUGAAUGAAUCUUUGAGCAAACGCCAUUACAAAAGACUAUGAUGCAUAGUCAGUCUUGUUAGAAGGACCACUCUAAUAAAUCCCAGGAGACGCUCUGAUAGAAGCACCCUUUCCGACUGUUAGGGAAGUGGAAUCGUUUUAUUCGACGCUAGGGCCAACUCCUGCUGCGCUGAUAGCAGCGCCAAGUGCGCAUGCGAACAAUGGUGUAAUUCAGAGUUACGAGUGAAAACGAUGAUUGUGAAGUAGUGUCUCAUUUUCGGUUUUGAAUUCGCAAACUAAUCGUGCAUUGCUCUUUGUUGCUAGAAAGGAGAGGAAGAUACUAGCUUGUGUAGUAUAGUCAGAAGCAACUUCUAAGAAAAAACUUCGCACCAAAAAGCCUCAACGAAUCAGCGGGUCUUGCAGGCAGGCACCGAGUCCUUUAUUGAAUUGGUAUAGGAGUUUUUAUACAAAAAUCCGGACGAUUGCAAGAAGAAGUAGUAGUGAAGUAGUCUUCUAUACCCCUGGAGUGGGUACAUUCAUUCACUCAUUCACUCACUCAUGCUAUCGUGAUAUUAUGUCUAGUAACACGACGUAGUUGGUGAUUCUACUUCAUCGAUCGGCUAACUUUCCCCCACCCCCAUCAGGACGACACCAU